Messenger RNA from Clunio marinus, 237 nucleotides. Lineage: Eukaryota; Metazoa; Arthropoda; Insecta; Diptera; Chironomidae. The record is from the annotation of a GenBank genome assembly.
AUGAUUUCAUUUGUAAUAUUAUCUUUGGAUCCUUUUUCAAUGAGAACUUUUUCAACAACAUUCAGUUGGAAACUUUAUCGACUUUUAGCAUUUUUUUCCGUUCUCUUCCGUUUAAGCUGUGCAAUAUUUUGUGACACUGAAAAAGAUCUACAGGUUGUUAUGUUUGGUCUUUUCAUUGCUGUACCGUUGAAAGCACUUCCCCAUCAAUAUUUAUGGAAACAUUAUGAAGAAAAAUGA